UUAGUAAGGAGAGCCUGUGGCAAAGAGAGCGCUUUGUUCAUGGCGGAGCCUGCUCUAAGUCCACUCGAACAAUGGCUUAGUGCCAACAAAGCACAAUUGAUCACACUAAGCGACACUUGAACAAAACUUAGACACCUUUGUCACAUGCCUGUUCUUGAUAAAGAGAUCAACUCUUAUUUACUUCAUUGUUCUAUGCUGGUAACAAUAGAUCAACUGCAGAACGUGUUGGCCAUCUGCCUCGGAACAGCAUCAACAACACUCACUCUUACAAACUUAACCUCGUCGUUGGAUUCUUUCAAAGCAAACCCGCAACAAAAUCUCUCCACCAACCAAAACAACCACCCAACAGCAAACUACAGACCCAAGUUUCACUUCCGCAAUGGAAUAUGAAAACGAGCAACCUGCUGGCGCUCCAUCUUUCCUCCAACAGGUCCUAGCCUCCUGGGAUCCAUGGAAACGAUUCACCGAGCCGCAAGGAACGCCCUCCCCACCAGCCUCCCAACCCAUCCCAACCCCCGACUCAACAGCUGCUCAACUCGCGUCUCUGCGCCACCUCCGCAUGGUCGCCAAGCUCCAUGACACGGAGUUCAGAAUGAUGGAGAUGUACCUGAACGCCUACGACUCCCAGUAUGAAGGUGCGGAGUCGCCAUCCGAAGUAGAAGUCGACGAGAUGGAUGGCAAGAUCGCUGCUCUGGAGGAGCGGUUGAGGAUUGAAGGUGUGGAGGAUGUGAGGGAGUCGACGAGGGAUGAGCUUGCGAGGGCGCUGGUGACGUUUGAAGCUGAGAGCGAGUCAUCGUGGCUUGUGAUUGACGAGCGCCAGGCUGUUAACUUGAGGGACGAGUCUGGGUUGAGGAGGGUGGAGGAUCUGGACUAUCUUGACUUGUAACAGUGACUUGUAGAAGUAGAAGUAUACAAUGUAUAACAAAAUAUG
Messenger RNA from Mollisia scopiformis, 931 nucleotides. RefSeq lists its product as uncharacterized. The record is from RefSeq and is a predicted model, not a curated record. The transcript has a single exon. Lineage: Eukaryota; Fungi; Ascomycota; Leotiomycetes; Helotiales; Mollisiaceae. The coding region runs from base 380 to 886 and encodes 168 amino acids.